This is a messenger RNA of Metopolophium dirhodum (rose-grain aphid), 1083 nucleotides long. RefSeq lists its product as uncharacterized. NCBI's taxonomy places the organism in Eukaryota, Metazoa, Arthropoda, Insecta, Hemiptera, Aphididae. Bases 1 to 1083 code for a protein of 360 amino acids. The transcript has a single exon. Gene Ontology annotation, molecular function: catalytic activity. The record is from RefSeq and is a predicted model, not a curated record.
AUGAUUAAGGUUAUUCAAAUCAACCUUAACCACUGCUGGACUGCCCAGCAGUUACUCAUGCAAACCAUCUCAGAGCGCGGCAUCGAUGUCACCAUCAUUAGCGACUACUACAAGGAAAUUGGGGACGACCAACAAUGGGCGUCUAGCGCAGACAGCAAAUGUGCCAUAUACAUCCCAACCAGAUCAGCAGCGUCCAUAUCCGACCGCGGCUCCGGGAACGGCUUCGCCUGGACCAAAGUCGUAAGGAUCCUGUACUACAGCUGCUACAUUACUCCGAACUGUACGCUUCAAGAAUUCGAUCAGUUCCUUGUCGGACUUGAAGCCUCGAUCCGCGGUCAAUCCGGCCCAGAAGCGGACCUCAUCGUGGCAGGGCACUUCAACAGUCACUCGGCCGAGUGGGGCUCCACCACUGCUGAUGCGCGAGGAGCGCUACUCUCCGACUUCGCAUCGGCGCUGGGCCUCGAUGUGUGCAACGAGGGACUCACGCCCACCUACAGGAGAGUCAACGCCGCCUUGGUAAUAGAUGUGACCUUUGCACGUCCCCUGCAAGGGAGACGCCAUCUGGUUCACGACUGGUCUGUCCUUGCCGAUCAGCACACAGCAAGUGAUCACGAUUACAUAGAAUUCACUGUAACUCAAUCGGGCACACCACGACCCCGCACUUCUACUCGCUCAACGCAGAGUCACGGCUGGUCAGUGAAGAAACUCUCGAUAGAAAAGAUCCAAGAACAUUGGAAUCAAGCCAGCCUCCCGCACUUCCACGACAAUGCGACGGCAAAGGAACAUGCGGAACGGCUCACCGGCUACCUGGAAACGGCCUGUAACGCAGCCAUGCCCCACAGAACCAAAUUUGACAACAAGAAGUCAGUGCACUGGUGGAGCGAAGAAAUCGCUGCCCUGCGGAGAAGCGCCAUAGCUGCCCGUAGGCGUUAUCAGCGAGCAGGCCGAAGAGCGGGCAUGGAGGGCAGAGGCGAUGCCUUCGAGGAAUACAACAACGCAAGGAAGACGUUGAGACUCACUAUCCGUCGAGCACAAGAGACCAGCUGGCGAGAGUUGUGCAAGUCGGUCGACGACGAUCCCUGA